UAGUACUUUGCUCAAGAUUACUGUCAGCAGAGGAACAGCACAUGAACAGCAGAUAGCCAAAGACGCCGCUGCCACGCUUAAGCAGUCUGUUUCAAACAAUGGGAGAAUUUGCAAACCAGAGUAUCAUCAGUAAUUCCAGUGAAACACCCUCCUCCACGCCGUGCCACCGGGACACCAGGAUUACCCACGUGGUGUUCCCAAUACUAUAUACGCUUGUCUUCCUUCUGGGACUUACACUGAACAGCUUGGCUUUUUGGGCUUUCUUCCAUAUUCCAAGCACAUCAACUUUCAUUGUCUACUUGAAAAAUACACUAGUUUCUGAUUCUAUAAUGACCCUGAUGCUUCCUCUGAAGAUCCUUACAGACUCUGGCCUGGGACCAUGGCAACUCAAAGCAUUUGUUUGCCGUUUUUCAGCUGUGGUAUUUUAUGAAACCAUGUAUAUCAGUAUUGUACUGCUUGGUCUCAUUGCUUUUGACAGGUUUCUCAAGAUUGUGAGACCUUUUGGGAAGUUCUGGGUGCAAAACAUUACCUCAGCAAAAAUUCUUGCGGGCCUGGUUUGGCUCUUUUUCUUCGUUCUCUCUCUGCCAAAUAUGAUUUUAUCAAACAAGAAAGCGACACCUCAAUCUGUGAAGAAGUGUGCCUCGCUGAAGAACGACUUGGGGCUGAAGUGGCACGAAGCCGUCAACUACAUCUGUCAGUUGGUCUUCUGGACCGUCCUGAUCCUCAUGCUGCUGUUCUACAUCGUCAUUGCCAAGAAGGUAUACGAGUCUUACACAAAGACGCAGAGGAAAGAUAACAAAAGCCAACAAAAGAUAAAGGGGAAAGUAUUCAUCAUUUUUACCGUGUUUUUCCUGUGUUUUGCCCCGUUUCACUUUAGCAGGGUCCCUUACACUCUCAGUCAGACCAGGAGCAGGAUGGACUGCCGUCUGCAGAACCAGCUUUUCAUGGCCAAGGAAAGCACGCUGUGGCUCGCUGCCACGAACGUCUGCAUGGAUCCUUUGAUACACAUGUUCCUGUGCAAGCCGUUUGUAGAAAAGAUAUUAUGCAGAAGGGUAGAGACGCUCACAAAAACAGCACAUACAAACCCCACGCCCGAACCGGACACAGGAGCGUCGGCCACUGGACCUUGAUUUUACAGCUCCGAGUCCCAGAAUUUCUGCUUACGUAUUUAUACAGAAGUCGAGAAAUAGUUUUGUUUUGUUUCUGCUGUAGAAAAUUAAGGGGUGAUUCUAUUCCGGUAUGUCUUAAUAAACAUGGCACAACGGA
Dromaius novaehollandiae (emu) is the source of this 1266-nucleotide messenger RNA. It is a transcript of the gene P2RY13, whose product is annotated as purinergic receptor P2Y13. Gene Ontology annotation, cellular component: membrane. The transcript has 2 exons. The coding region runs from base 99 to 1130 and encodes 343 amino acids. The record is from RefSeq and is a predicted model, not a curated record. Gene Ontology annotation, biological process: G protein-coupled receptor signaling pathway; negative regulation of adenylate cyclase activity. Lineage: Eukaryota; Metazoa; Chordata; Aves; Casuariiformes; Dromaiidae. Gene Ontology annotation, molecular function: G protein-coupled purinergic nucleotide receptor activity.